AUGGCUAAGGGAGUAGAAAUUUCUACAAAUGAAGAACAUUUUGUAGGUGAAGCUCUCAAAUUAGGAUUCAGAACUGAUGGUAGAACCCUUACACAGGCUAGAGAACCAGUGAUAAAGCUCUCUGACCAGUACGGGUAUGUGGAGAUCGUCUGGGGUCGUACGAAGUUGGCUGUACGUAUAUCUGCAGAAAUAACCCAACCUUAUGAAGAUAGACCAUUUGAAGGUCUUUUCACAAUUAAUACUGAGAUUUCACCAAUGGCAUCACCACAUUUUGAAAAUGGUAAAAACUCGGACGAAGAGGUUUUAAUAGCUAGAUUGGUUGAAAAGGCCAUUCGUAGAUCCAAUGCGCUUGAUUUGGAGUCUUUAUGUAUAGUGGCGGGCUCUAAAGUAUGGCUGAUUAGAGCCGAUAUUCAUUUCUUGGACUUUGAUGGGGGACUUAUUGAUGCUUCAUGUUUGGGGGUUAUGACUGCUUUACAACAUUUCCGUAAGCCGGAUGUUUCAGUGGUGGGUGAAAAUGUGGUUAUUCAUAGUGUUGAUGAAAGACAACCAGUUCCAUUAUCUAUUUUGCAUGUUCCAAUUUGUGUUACCUUUCUGUUUUAUAAUCCUUCUGGAGUCGAAGAAAACAUCAAGGGUGAUUUGAAUGAAGAAAUAUCCAUUAUUGAUGCUACUCAACAGGAAGAACUUCUUCGUGAUGGAUCAUUGGUUAUUACUAUUAAUAAGAAUAGAGAACUUAUUCAAAUUUCCAAAAGUGGUGGUCUUCCAAUUGAUGCUAUGGUAUUGAUGGACUUGUCCCGUAAAGCAUAUGUCAUUGCUGAAGAAUUAACUGAGAAGGUUAAACAAUUACUUAAGGUUGAUGAAGAAGAAAGAUAUAAAAGACUUAACUUGAAGUUGUUAGAAUCUGGUGAACGUAGAUAG
[Candida] anglica is the source of this 915-nucleotide messenger RNA. NCBI's taxonomy places the organism in Eukaryota, Fungi, Ascomycota, Pichiomycetes, Serinales, Debaryomycetaceae. The record is from the annotation of a GenBank genome assembly.